AAGAUAAAACUUGGAAUCCUACUUUCUGUUACCGGGUUGUAUUGCAGACACGCAAGUGUAACAAUGAACGUGGGCGUUGCUCACAGCGAGGUGAAUCCCAACACCCGGGUCAUGAACAGCCGGGGCAUUUGGCUGGCCUACCUGCUUCUGGUCGUUGUACUACACGUGGUUCUACUUAGCAUUCCCUUCCUGAGUGUGGGCCUGGUCUGGACACUAACCAAUGUCAUCCACAACUUGGUGAUGUACCUGUUCCUCCACACGGUCAAGGGCACCCCUUUCGAGACUCCUGACCAGGGCAAGGCACGCCUGCUUACACACUGGGAACAGAUGGACUACGGCGUUCAGUUCACUUCCUCUCGCAAGUUCCUCACCAUUUCUCCUAUUGUGCUGUACAUCCUGGCCAGUUUCUACACCAAGUACGAUGUUACGCACUUCUUCAUUAACACAUGCUCUCUUCUUAGUGUGCUCCUUCCCAAACUCCCACAGUUCCAUGGGGUACGUAUAUUUGGAAUUAACAAAUAUUGAAUCAAAACAGCAGUCAUUUUUUUUCUGUAGACAUGCUGUCAAAUAGGGCCCUUAGUGCUUUACCACCGCACCAGGUACCGUACUUUCACUACGGUACUUUCCCUUUUCCAUUGACUUCCGGUCGAAUACCAGUAUCAAUCAAAAGUUCCAGUACCUAAUGUGCCAAACUAACUGGGGUACUUCUUUGGUACUUCGGGGUGGGACUUGAAGCGCUUUCUUUGUCGAUUGGUUAUGCAAAUAGCCUGCUUCUGAAACCGCCAUCUUGGAAAAAGUUGCAAACUCAGAAAGCAAUGAUAAAUUAAGUAAAACAAUAUAUAUA
This is a messenger RNA of Paramormyrops kingsleyae, 844 nucleotides long. It is a transcript of the gene ormdl2, whose product is annotated as ORMDL sphingolipid biosynthesis regulator 2. Gene Ontology annotation, cellular component: endoplasmic reticulum membrane. The record is from RefSeq and is a predicted model, not a curated record. Lineage: Eukaryota; Metazoa; Chordata; Actinopteri; Osteoglossiformes; Mormyridae.